CGUAUAUCGUUCGAAUAAGCUAAAUCAACAUGUUCAAAGUUAUUGCAUUCGUCUUCAUGGUUAUCGCUUGCGUUUGCGCCGCUCCAAAGCCAGAUGUGCUCACAUAUAGUGCUCCAGUUGUUGCCGCACCACUGGUUACAAGCAGUGCAGUAGUUUCACGCGAAUUCCAUGGAAAUACAGCUGAAUACGUUGCUGCUGCUUAUCCAUAUGUCUCUACAUAUUCGUCCCCUUAUAUUGCUGCCGCUCCAUACUCGGCUUACACCUCAACAGUUCUAUUGUAAAUUCAUAUAAUUUAUUCGCAGAGAAAACACAGAAACUACCAUCGAUUUAUUUUCAAUUUGUAAAUAAAAUCAAUAGAAAAUAAACACAACAUAACAUCACAAUUUGUA
Messenger RNA from Contarinia nasturtii (swede midge), 389 nucleotides. RefSeq lists its product as uncharacterized. The transcript is spliced from 3 exons. Lineage: Eukaryota; Metazoa; Arthropoda; Insecta; Diptera; Cecidomyiidae. The record is from RefSeq and is a predicted model, not a curated record. The coding region runs from base 30 to 281 and encodes 83 amino acids.